Messenger RNA from Meleagris gallopavo (turkey), 454 nucleotides. The record is from RefSeq and is a predicted model, not a curated record. NCBI's taxonomy places the organism in Eukaryota, Metazoa, Chordata, Aves, Galliformes, Phasianidae.
GUGACCGCGGCUCCUCGGCACUCGCUGACCGCGCUCUGUCUCUUUGUCCCGCAGUUCCUCUGAAGGACAUGAAGCUGCUGGACGUCAAGCUGGGCCAGCUGUCCACCUGGCUGGCUAUGAGGGACUUCACCCCCGGCGGCAUCGUGGGCGCCUUCCGCAGAGGUUAUGAGAGGUAUUAUAAUAAAUACAUCAAUGUGAAGAAAGGGGGCCUUGGUGGUAUCAGUAUGGUGCUCGCAGGGUAUGUUGUCAUGAGCUACAUCUGGAGCUACAGUCACUUGAAGCAUGACCGUCACAGGAAGUAUCACUGAAACACGGAAUUCAGAAAGUGAAGGUGCAGCUUGUGGCCACUGGGACAUUCAUCCUGGCAGAAGGCAACUGAACUGUCAUUCAUUUAAAAAAAAAAUCUCUACUGUUGUGACCAAUAAUAAAGUGCAUACACUUUACACUUACUGAA